Bubalus bubalis (water buffalo) is the source of this 6065-nucleotide messenger RNA. It is a transcript of the gene WNK3, whose product is annotated as WNK lysine deficient protein kinase 3. Gene Ontology annotation, biological process: monoatomic ion homeostasis; intracellular signal transduction; negative regulation of sodium ion transport. Bases 578 to 5809 code for a protein of 1743 amino acids. The record is from RefSeq and is a predicted model, not a curated record. Gene Ontology annotation, cellular component: cytoplasm; cytosol. Gene Ontology annotation, molecular function: chloride channel inhibitor activity; potassium channel inhibitor activity; protein serine/threonine kinase activity. Lineage: Eukaryota; Metazoa; Chordata; Mammalia; Artiodactyla; Bovidae. The transcript has 23 exons.
CGGCACCUCGCUGCGAUAGGGGCAGUUCGGAGUUGCGGCUGCUCCGUCUGCUUUCUCCGCCCCUCCCCCCUCCUUUCUUCCCCUCCCUUCCUCGCCCCCCUCCGUCCCCCUCUCUAUCUGAAUUCCCUGACUGGAGUACGCGUGCGCCUGCUCAGCUCCCGGGCAAGCGCGAGCUUGGGCUCGUACCCCGCUCCCUUAACCCCGCCCUCUCUUUACCUACCGGCGGUAGCUGGCCGGGUGGGCUCGCGCUGAGACGCUCGCGCGCGCACGCGCACACAACGCGGAGCGGAGCGCGAGACAUCUAGGAGGGGAGUAAGAAGCAUCUGAGGAGGCGACAGAGGAGGCGGUGUGUGUGUAUCUGCGUGUUCUAUGGUGUGGCUACUCGAGGGUCGAGCGGAGGCUUGAAAGAGGGCGAGGGAGAAGCGAAAAGAGUCUCCCUCAGCGAGAGCCUCUAAUCUGGUUGCUAUGGAAACAUAUGACCAUAUAAAAGGAAGUCCAUCCUGAUAAUUCUGAUACCUGAGAUGCAACUGAACUGAAGAGUGGGACAGGAAAAAGUUUAGUGCCAACCUUAAUUACAAUGGCUACUGAUUCAGGGGAGCCAGCUAGCACAGAAGAUUCUGAGAAACCUGAUGGAGUUUCAUUAGAAAACAGAGUUCCUCAGGUUGCAGCAACUUUGACAGUGGAAGCUAGACUAAAGGAGAAAAGCAAUACCUUCUCUGCUUCUGGAGAAACUAUAGAAAAGAAAAGAUUCUUUCGAAAGAGUGUUGAGAUGACAGAAGAUGACAAAGUUGCUGAAUCUUCCUCCAAAGAUGAGAGAAUAAAGACUGCAACAAAUAUUCCAAGAGUAGAAAAGCUUCCUACAAAUGUGCUAAGAGGAGGACAAGAAGUUAAAUAUGAGCAAUGUUCAAAGGGAACAUCAGAAUCCUCAAAAGAUUAUUUCAAGGAGAAAAAUGAAAAGGAGAUGGAAGAAGAAGCAGAAAUGAAGGCUGUAGCUACUUCUCCUAGUGGCAGGUUCCUGAAAUUUGACAUAGAACUGGGAAGAGGAGCAUUUAAAACAGUAUAUAAAGGACUCGACACUGAAACAUGGGUUGAGGUUGCUUGGUGUGAGCUGCAGGACCGGAAAUUAACCAAAGCCGAGCAGCAAAGGUUCAAGGAAGAAGCAGAGAUGUUAAAGGGUCUCCAACAUCCCAAUAUAGUUCGAUUUUAUGAUUCCUGGGAGUCUAUAUUAAAAGGAAAGAAAUGUAUUGUAUUAGUGACGGAACUUAUGACAUCAGGAACCUUAAAGACGUACUUAAAACGAUUUAAAGUAAUGAAACCAAAGGUCUUAAGGAGCUGGUGCAGGCAGAUUUUAAAGGGGUUGCAGUUCUUGCACACCAGGACUCCUCCUAUUAUUCACCGGGAUCUGAAGUGUGACAAUAUUUUCAUCACGGGACCCACUGGAUCUGUGAAGAUUGGUGAUCUAGGACUAGCCACCUUAAUGCGAACAUCGUUUGCUAAAAGUGUCAUUGGUACUCCUGAGUUUAUGGCCCCAGAGAUGUAUGAAGAGCACUAUGAUGAAUCUGUGGAUGUCUAUGCUUUUGGAAUGUGUAUGCUGGAAAUGGCUACUUCGGAGUACCCUUAUUCUGAAUGCCAGAAUGCAGCUCAAAUAUACCGUAAAGUAACUAGUGGUAUAAAACCAGCCAGUUUUGAUAAAGUCACUGAUCCUGAAGUGAAAGAAAUCAUCGAAGGAUGUAUUCGUCAAAACAAAUCUGAAAGGUUGUCUAUAAGGGACCUACUAAACCAUGCAUUUUUUGCGGAGGAUACUGGACUAAGAGUGGAGUUGGCAGAGGAAGAUGAUUGCUCAAAUUCAUCCCUGGCUUUAAGACUCUGGGUUGAAGACCCUAAAAAAUUGAAAGGCAAACAUAAAGAUAAUGAAGCUAUUGAAUUCAGUUUCAAUUUAGAAACAGAUACACCUGAGGAAGUAGCAUAUGAAAUGGUCAAGUCAGGAUUCUUCCAUGAAAGUGAUUCCAAAGCUGUUGCUAAGUCCAUUAGAGACCGAGUGACCCUGAUAAAGAAGACAAGGGAGAAGAAGCCAGCUGGCUGUUUGGAAGAACGCAGGGAUUCCCAGUGCAAAUCUGUAGGGAAUAUACUCCCUCAGCCCCAAAAUACAUCUUUGCCCCCUCCUCUUCUUCAGCACACUGGGGCAGAAUGUGAAGAAACUGAAGUUGAUCAACAUGUGCGACAACAGCUUCUACAAAGAAAACCACAAUAUCAUUGCUCCUCUGUUACAGGUGACAAUUUGUCUGAGGCAGGAGCAGGAUCAGCUAUACACUCAGAUACUUCAAAUCAGCCCAGUGUAGCCUACUCCUCAGACCAGAUGAUGGGCUCUCAAAUGGUUUCUAACAUGCCGCAGACUGAAAUAAAUAUUUUGGAGAAAAUUUAUCCAUCUCAGCAACUAGUGGGACAUUACCAGGAGAUUUCAGGGUUGCAGAAGCAGCCAAAGCUGACUCAGCCCCAAAUUUUGCCUUUGGUUCAAGGUCGGUCCACUAUUUUGCCUGUACACGUCUUUGGACCUCCAGUUGUCUCACAACCCCAGGUUUCACCUUUAACUGUCCCAAAGGCCUCACAGAUAAAGCCUGUAUCCCAAGCAGUUGGAGCUGAACAACAAGCAACUCUUCUAAAACCAGAUUUAGUUCGAAGUUUGAAUCAUGAUGUGGCACCUGUGAAGGAAAACACAAAUACCCUUGAUAACCCAAGUGGAAAUGGCAAACAAGAUCGGAUCAAACAGAGAAGAGCUUCCUGUCCUCGGUCAGAGAAGGGAACUAAAUUUCAGCUUACUGUUCUUCAGGUUUCAACCUCUGGAGACAACAUGGUGGAGUGUCAACUGGAGACACACAAUAACAAGAUGGUCACCUUCAAGUUUGAUGUUGAUGGUGAUGCACCAGAGGAUAUUGCAGACUAUAUGGUUGAAGAUAACUUUGUCCUGGAAAGUGAAAAAGAAAAAUUUGUGGAAGAAUUGAGGGCUAUCGUAGGUCAAGCCCAGGAGAUCCUUCAUGUUCACUCUGCUACAGAAAGAGCUGUUGGAGUUGACUCUGUUACUGUGGAACCCAGCAGUAGCCAAACAGGAUCAUCUGAACAAGUACAGAUAAAUUCUGCAUCCAGUCAAACCAGCAAUGAAUCUGCUCCUCCUCAGUCAUCCCCAGUUGGUCGAUGGCGAUUCUGUAUAAAUCAGACAAUAAGAAACCGUGAAGCUCAAUCUUCUCCUUCUCUUCAGCAGUACAUGCCUACAGUUCCUGGGUUAAACCUACUUUCUAGUCCAAGAAACAUAAGUAAUAAGGAAAUAUCACAGGACACACUGCUUACUCUAGAAAGUAAUCCGUGCCAGCGUGUACUUUUCACCUCCACAUCACAACACAAGGAUGUAGUUGAUGGUAAGAUUUCUGAAUAUGCCAGUGUAGAAACUAAGCAGCCAGCUAUACUUUAUCAAGUGGAAGAUGACAGGCAAAUAAUGGUACCAGUUGCUAGUAGUUCCAAUCAUACUGCUACUUCAGUUCGUGCAGUUCCACUUGAAUGUGAGGGACUCACCAAUGAAGCAGGCAUAUUUCUACCUGUGUAUCCAGGUCACCAAGCUGCCAGUCAGGCAGCUUCUGACGAGUCAACUCAGAUUGCUGCUAACUGUCUUACAACCCCGGCAUUUAUAUCUGAUCAAAAGCCUCAAUCCUUACUAGUGCAGCAGCGAACUACGGAUGCCGAAUUUAUUUCCCAAGAAGGAGAAACUGCAGUGAACAUGGAAGCAAGUUCUCCUAAGAUGGUCGUUCCCACUCAGAAUCCUGGCCUUGAACCAACCAGCCUUCUAUCCUCUACUGUUCUGGAAUCAGAUGGGGAAAGACCUCCAAAAAUGGAAUUUGCAGACAACCGAAUUAAAACUCUGGAUGAAAAAUUAAGAAAUUUGCUGUAUCAGGAGCAUAACAUACCUAGCAUCUACCCUGAGAGUCAGAAGGAUACCCAAAGCAUAGACUCUCCAUUUUCUUCCUCUGCUGAAGAUGUACUCUCAUGUCCAGUGCCAGAAGUCAUAGGCACCAGUCACUGUGGAAUUCAAGAUAGUCCUGCACAGUCCCCUAAUUUUCAGCAGACAGGCUCUAAGAUUCUGUCCAAUGUGGCUGUGAAUCAGCCUGCUAACAUAUCAGUGUUCAAAAGGGACCUGAAUGUGAUAACUUCUAUACCCAGCGAAUUAUGUUUACAUGAGAUGUCCCCAGAUGCUUCACUUCCGGGAGAUCCAGAGGCCUAUCCUGCUGCUGUGUCAAGCGGUGGAACCAUUCAUCUGCAGACAGGAGUGGAAACAGAAGAUACGAGAUCAGCAGUUGUUCCUGACCCCAUUCAUCUGACAGGAGAGUCCACAACUGAUACUAGGUCUUUGAGUAAAUGUAAAGCAAUGAGUGGAUCAUUUCAGCGGGGUCGGUUUCAGGUGAUUACAGUUCCCCAGCAGGAGUCAGUGGAAGUGACAUCUUUUGGAAUAGAACACAUACCAGCAUUCAAUGAAAUGACAAGUCAGUCUAGUGAAGAAGCUUUAGCCUUUACUGAAACAGCAAAGUCUCAAUUGGUAGAAAUGGAACCUGUCACACACAAUCCACAAACUUCACUUUCUUCUCAGAAGUUACAAGCUCUUCAUGAAACCUUCAAAGAAGAUCCAAGAAUUUCCAAACAAACUGACAACUUUUCAUCUUUUAGUAUAGCUUGUGAAACUGAUAUAUCUUCGAUGAGUACAGAAAAGGAAUUGGAAGAAAAUUCAGCCACAGGAAGUAGCAUGCAGUCUGGAUUUGAACUGCUUAAAGAGAGAGAGAUACAUACUGCUAGGAAACAGCCUAGCUCUAAUAGUGAAUUUUCAGCUGCUCUUCCUGACAGAGAGAAAUCAGUGGCGAAGACUGGUACAGAGAGAGAAAAGUGCUUACCACUCUGUGAAGAAAAAGCCUGUGUUCAAACACAGAGCUCACACUUUUAUUCACCAUCUUCCCCAAUGAGCAGUGAUGAUGAGUCAGAAAUAGAGGAUGAGGACUUAAAGGUGGAGCUUCAAAGAUUACGAGAAAAACAUAUUCAGGAGGUGGUAAAUCUUCAAACCCAGCAGAAUAAGGAGCUACAGGAGCUCUAUGAACGCCUUCGAGCAAUUAAAGAUAGCAAAGUCCAAUCAUCAGAAGCUCCUGUAUCACCUGCAUCACCACGUAGACCAAGAUCUUUAAAAAGCAAACUUCGAAGCCGUCCCCAGUCCUUGACACGUGUGGACAGUGGCACAGUUGCUACAGAUCCACUAUGUGUGGAAAGUAGUGCAGCAUCAUUCCAGCAAUCUUCAGUUAGUAAAAAAGGAAUGUUCACAGAUGACUUACACAAAUUGGUGGAUAACUGGACAAAGGAAACAGUAGGAAAUUCGCUUAUUAAGCCAAGUUUAAACCAACUUAAACAAAGUCAACAGAAACUAGAAACAGACAACUGGAACAAAGCAUAUGAAAAUACUCCAUCUACUAUGGGCUACACACCAACAUGGAUUUCUUCUCUGUCCCAAAUCCGUGGAGCUGUCCCAACCUCCUUGCCACAAGGACUGUCACUCCCUUCAUUUCCUGGGCCAUUAUCAUCAUAUGGAAUACCCCAUGUUUGUCAGUAUAAUGCUGUGGUGGGGCCAGGGUAUCCAGUACAGUGGGUAGGAAUUUCAGGAACACCACAACAGUCUCUAGUAAUUCCUAACCAACCUGGGGGACCGUUCCAACCAGGGAUGAAUUUACAGGCAUUUCCAGCUUCAUCAGUGCAGAAUCCGUCCACGAUCCCUCCUGGUCCCAAGUAAAUCAGAGUAGAUAAUGAAGAAAAGGGAGUUUUUUUCAUAAUUAUUUUCAGGAUACCUAAGGUAGUAAACUUUCUUCUUCUUGGGUUCUGCCAUAUUUUCCCUCAUUUUGAGUUUACCUUCCACUCUUAUUUUUUGUUCCAAUGUAGUAUUUGAUAUAGCUCAUCACCUGUAGAACUGUGCAGUUUAUACAUAGAACACUGCACAUAGAAAUGUUUUUUCACUUCAAAUCCUAUCCUCUUUGAUACUUGAUUUUUUU